ACUCCAAGACAAUGUCACCCAUCCAGCAACAUCAAGCGGAGCUGUAGACAAUCAGGUCACAGCUACAAUCCGAGAGAAAAAAAGGAAAAGAAGUGUGGACGGGCUUCCAUUUCUGAAAAAGUUAUUUUACAACUUAGUACUCCCCCAGGGAACUUGCUGACAUGACCGCUUCCAUGGAUUACAACCUUCUCCCUAAGGAUCGCCAAACCAUGGACAACCUGGAAAAGCAGCUCAUUUGCCCAAUCUGUUUAGAAAUGUUCUCCAAACCAGUUGUCAUUCUGCCCUGCCAGCACAACCUGUGCAGGAAGUGUGCCAACGACAUGUUUCAGGCAUCCAACCCAUAUUGGCAGACACGUGGAGGGAGCAUGCUGGGGUCAGGGGGUCGUUUCCGAUGUCCGUCCUGUCGACAUGAGGUGAUUCUGGACAGACAUGGAGUCUAUGGAUUACAAAGAAACUUGCUGGUCGAAAACAUCAUUGAUUUGUAUAAACAGGAGUCUAUCAGACCUGUAAAGAAGAUUGAACUGCCUAUGUGUGAAGAGCACGAUGAAGAAAAGAUCAAUAUCUACUGCCUGACAUGUGAAGUACCCACAUGUGCCUUGUGUAAAGUGUUUGGGGCUCACAAAGACUGCGAGGUGGCUCCACUCAACAAUGUUCACAAAAGACAAAAGUGUGAACUCACUGAUGGAAUUGCAAUACUGGUGGCAAGCAACGACAGACUCCAGUCUGUGAUCGCUCAGUUGGAAGACACAUGCAAAAUCAUUGAGGACAAUAGUAGGAGUCAAAAAGAAACCAUGUGCGAAAAGUUUGAUGGUCUGUAUCAAAUCUUGGAGGAACGGAAAAAGAACAUGUUGCAAAAAAUUACAGUGGAACAGGAAGAGAAGACACAACAUGUGCGUUCGCUGGUGAAGCAAUAUGGAGACCACCUCGAGAUGGUGUCCAAGGUCGUUGAGUCUGGGCUGCAGUCCAUGGAGGAGCCUGAGAUAUCUGUCUUUAUACAGAACGCCAAGCCUCUCCUCAAAAAAAUUUCAGAAGCAUCCAAAAUAUCACAUCUGGAAAUGAUACAACGUGGUUAUGAAGACAUGAGCCACUUUUCAGCAGACUUGAGGAAAGGAGAAAGGCUUCUUAAAGAGAUUGAUUUCCAGAAAUUUGAAGAGGAGGAGGAUGAGCUGGACCAAGCGGAUGAGGCAGAGGAAGAAGAAGUUCACACUGAAGUUUCUGAAGGAGAGGAUGAUGUUGCCACUACUGUACUGCCACCUGACACUGCAGCAGAACUGAAACCGAUAGGCACCAGUGCAUUGCCGUUAGGGAAGGAAAGUGGUUCAGUGCCAGAGAUAGCUUUUCAACAGGCACCAGUUGAGCUGAGUGGGGCUCGUGGUGUUGAGGGAUCUCAGUUGGUGUCAACAGCAACAACUGCCGAUACUCUGCUUCACCCAACCUGCAAGAAAGCUCCGAUGUUGGAUAAGGCUGGCCCCAGUGUGGAGCUAAUGAGCAGCAGUUCAGGAGGCAGUAACAGUGAGAUCGGGUCAACAGGAUCCACUGAGAAAGGCACAAAGAAACCCGCAGCAGAUCACAGUUCGGCUGCACUUGAAGGGGAAGCUGAUGAAGCUAGUUCAGAUGCAGCUGCAUUGCAGACUGGUUCUGAACACGCUGCCCCGGACGGGGAUGAGGAUCAGAGUGGGAGUGAAGCGAAGAGUGGCAAAGGCGCUCGCCACGUGUUCUCCUUCUCCUGGUUAAACUGACUCCAACAGCAAAGCGCACAGAACAACGGCCCACAGUGAAAGAGAGAGAGGGAGAGAGAAUAUCCCUCAUCCAUCACUUCCCCCCCCCCAAAAAAAAAAAAAUUUAAAUUUUUUUUUUAAAUGUUCAAAACGUAACCUUCAGGUUUCUGCUGAACUUUGAUUUUUUUUAUAUCGCAAAAAGCGAGAUUUAAUUUCACCCGUUGUUCUGGUUCUAAGGCUCCACCUUAAUUUCACUUGACACCACCACACGAUUUGGAGCUGAUGGGGAUUUGGAAAAUAUCAGCGUUCAUUUUUUUUUUUAAGAUGCACCGAGAGGCGGGGUUUCUGGUAACCUUUCGGGACGUUUCCAACGAACUUCGGUUGACAAUCCGGGAAAUGUUAAAUAAUCUUUUAAGUUCUUACCUGGAGUGUGAAGCGAAGGAAUCUGCUCCCCAGACAGCUACAGGGCUGGCGAGGGGGAGAGACGCUUCAUGUCCAAAACAUGUUUUGAGACCAUGAAUAAGAUCGCCCACAUCUCCAAGGGCGCAAUGGUGUAAUUUUCAGCAAGAUCGUUUGCAAAUCUGAAUGAUAUCAAUUCAGAUUUCAGAUUUCAGUUAUGUGUGUGUAACGGCGCCUUUUCGGGAGUAAUAACCGCGUAGCAAUAACGCAUGGGAUUCAGGUGGGUUCAGAUUUAAUUGAUGAUAAAAAAAAAUCCUGUUCCCACCCCCCCACCCCACCCCCGAUCUGUUCGCUCGCUCCUAAAAUACAAGCUUCGGAGCAAAAACUUAUGAAGCCAUCAUUCUGUAACACGAGUGUGUUUAUUUCAGUGCUUCAAAUGCGUUAGUUUAUGCGCCUUUUGCAUCAGCAAACAAUUCCUUCCCGACAUUUAGAAAAUUCACCACAUCAUUUGAUCGACGAACACUGUUGGCUCCCCCCACCCACAAUAAAGUUAUAAAGCGAGCGUCACUUUGCAGCUUUUAUUAAAAAAUAUAAAUAUUAGACAUUCUCUGGCACAACAAAAAUGAUUGGGCACCGAUAUGUUUAUUAUCUAGAUUUCUACAAUGUCAGUUGAUCGUCAAAUACAAGUGUUAGAUUGAUUGAUUGAUUGAAAUGUACAACUUUAUAGUUUGACGCUAUAAAAAUAAAUGGGUAUAAUGUCAGAUCA
Messenger RNA from Callorhinchus milii (elephant shark), 2883 nucleotides. RefSeq names its product tripartite motif containing 55a (gene trim55a). Gene Ontology annotation, molecular function: zinc ion binding. Lineage: Eukaryota; Metazoa; Chordata; Chondrichthyes; Chimaeriformes; Callorhinchidae. The record is from RefSeq and is a predicted model, not a curated record. The transcript is spliced from 10 exons. The coding region runs from base 162 to 1739 and encodes 525 amino acids.